Molecule: messenger RNA, 2221 nt
Organism: Mercurialis annua (annual mercury)
Lineage: Eukaryota; Viridiplantae; Streptophyta; Magnoliopsida; Malpighiales; Euphorbiaceae
Exons: 3
Coding region: 167-1711 (514 amino acids)
Source: RefSeq, a predicted model, not a curated record
GACCCAUAAUAAAACCUUAAUCGGACAAAAUUUUAAAAGAAAAAGCAAAGAAAUUAGCAGAAAAACAACAAAACCAGACGAAAUUUCCAGAUCCCUAAAAAUUUUACAAAAAAUUUAAAACAAUUAACAGAUUUUAUUGUUUAAUUUUGUUGGUUAGGGUUAGAAUAUGAACGAUCAGUCGUCGCUAAUGAUGAAUCAACCGCCGAUGAAUCAACCGCCGCCGUCGGUUCAAUUACAGAUGCUGAGUCAGCAGCAGCAGCCGCCGCCGUUGGGAAUGGAUCAGCGAAGCUACAAGGCGUCGGUUCAGCAACCGAUGUUAAUGGAUCAACGAAGCUUCAACGCUCAGGUUCAAUCAGCACAACUGCCACCUAUGUUAAUUGAUCAACGAACUUAUAAUCCAUGGAAACAGCAGCAAAAUCAACAAUUACUAAACCACCCUUUUAAUGCUAAUAACAGCAAAAAGAAGCCUAGGACCAACUGGAAGGGUAAAAACGUCACCUCUAAAGAUCAUAGGAGAAUGGAGAAUCCUGUUAUGAUUGCAAACCCUAACCCUAACCCUAAUUUGAGUAGUACUAGUGGUGGUAUUGGUGGUGGUGGUGGUUAUAAGCCGCCUAGUCUUAAUGAUCUUCAGAACCAGAAUCGGAUGAAAGCUCGAAAAUACUAUCACCCUAAGAAGAAAUUCAACAACAACAACAGCAACAACAGAUUUGCUCCAUAUGCGCCGCGUAAUACUACUUCGUUUAUCAUUCGUGCUAAGAAAGCGGGUGGCAUUGCGUCUUUGGUUUCGCCAUGUCCUGUUACGCCUGCUGUACUGCCUACCCCGAUUUUCUCGCCUUCUAGGGAGAUGUUGGGCGACAUGGCGAAAGAGGAAUGGGGCGUUGAUGGGUAUGGUUCGAUGAAGGGUUUGAUUAGGUUGAGAUCGCCUGGUAAUGACGCUGAUAUUCAUGAUGAUGAGGAGGAUGAGGAGGGUAAUGGGUCGAGUGAGAGUGAUGUGGAAGAGCAUGUUGAGGUUGAGAGACGAUUAGAUCAUGAUUUGAGUAGGUUUGAGAUGAUUUAUCCGACUUACGGUGGUGGUGGAGAGUAUAGUUAUAACAAUCUUUUGGAGAAUAGGGUUGAUGAUCAAGAUACUCAUAUAGCUCAAUUGGAAGAAGAGAACUUGACUUUGAAAGAGAGGCUGUUUUUGAUGGAGAGGGAGUUGGGUGAUUUGAGGAGGAGGAUGCAGUUCAUAGAGAGGCAGCAACAAGGUCAUGGUGUUAUGGCUGUUGUGGAAGAUGUUAAUGAGGAGGUUGUAGAGAAUGUUUCCGAGAACGACGAGAAUGAGAGUGAUGGAGGAUCAGAUAUUGGUGCUGCUGGGGAUGGGAAUAAUAAUGAGGAGGUCAUGGAAUAUAUUUGUCGAAAUGCAGAAGGCAGAAAUGUUGGCAAUGAUUCUACCGAUGAUGUUAAGGAGAGUCAGGAUGUUUGUAUGGAAGAAGGUGUACCGAAUCACAGAGAAGUGGUGGAGGACUUUAAGAAUAAAGAUUUAGGUAAUCAGCUUGGAGUGAAUGAUGAAGUGAUUGUGAAGGAGGAUGGUGUGAAAGGUAAAGAAAAUAAUACUGAGGUCUUAAUUGAAAAACUGACUGUAAAGGAGGAGUUGCCGAAGUGCGAUAACUCUAGUGAUAAGAUUGUCGAGGACCAAAAGUUUGUUGAGAAGGAUGCGACUAGAACGGAAUGAUUGAAUUUAGAGAAGAGCAUUGGCAGCGGUGACUUGUCUAAUUGUCCCGCGUUAAUCAAAUUAUUGAUGUUCUUUGUGGUGAUUUGUCCACGGAAUCGUUAGAAGUUGUGAGCAUGAAGAUCUUCUUGCCCCCAAAAUAAGGUUGGCAGUUUCGAUCUAUCCGACUCUAUCUGAUUGAGUGAUUUCGAUGUAUUAGGUUGCAGAUCUACUGUUUCUAUUCAGCUUCUGUAGUUAUAGAGGGUGGAGCGCAGUUCAGAACAGUGGACUAUUUUCGACUUGCCCUGGUCUCUCUCACUUGUCUGCUUCACCCCCCAGCCUUGUUCCCCGUCUCUCAUUGAUAAUUAUCGACAUCGAACUGUCACCCAAAGUUGUAAGAAAAAAUUGUUAAGGUUAUUUUUUGUUUACCCCUUGUUCUGUCUUAUCUAACGCUAUUGUAAUAAGCAGAUAAGUGCAGUUCAUAGAGAUGACGUUCAUUAUCCAUCUGAUUUCUAAGCCUACUGAAGUUCCGUA